AUGGCCACUCCCAAGGUUGGUAUCAACGGCUUCGGUCGUAUUGGAAGAAUCGUCUUCCGUAACGCCCUCAGCCACGGCCUGGUCGACGUCGUUGCUAUCAACGACCCUUUCAUCGAGGUUCACUAUGCUGCCUACAUGCUCAAAUACGACACCACCCACGGCCAGUUCAAGGGCACCAUUGAGACCUACGACCAGGGUCUGAUUGUCAACGGCAAGAAGAUUCGCUUCUAUGCUGAGAAGGAUCCCUCUCAGAUCCCCUGGUCUGAGACCGGCGCUGCCUACGUCGUCGAGUCCACUGGUGUUUUCACCACCAAGGACAAGGCCUCCGCUCACUUGAAGGGUGGUGCCAAGAAGGUCAUCAUCUCCGCUCCUUCUGCUGAUGCCCCCAUGUUCGUCAUGGGUGUCAACAACACCAGCUACACCUCCGACGUCCAGAUCCUCUCCAACGCCUCUUGCACCACCAACUGCCUUGCUCCCCUGGCCAAGGUCAUCAACGAUAAGUUCGGCAUUGUUGAGGGUCUCAUGACCACCAUCCACUCCUACACCGCCACCCAGAAGGUCGUCGAUGCUCCCUCCAACAAGGACUGGAGAGGUGGUCGUACUGCUGCCCAGAACAUCAUUCCCAGCUCGACUGGUGCUGCUAAGGCCGUCGGCAAGGUCAUUCCUUCUCUCAACGGCAAGCUGACCGGCAUGGCCAUGCGUGUUCCUACCUCCAACGUCUCCGUUGUCGACCUCACCUGCCGCCUCGAGAAGGGUGCUUCCUACGAUGAGAUCAAGCAGGUCGUCAAGGCUGCCUCCGAGGGCGAGCUCAAGAACAUUCUCGGCUACACUGAGGACGAAGUUGUCUCCAGCGACUUGAACGGUGAUGAGCGCUCCUCCAUCUUCGAUGCCAAGGCUGGUAUCUCCCUCAACCCCAACUUCGUCAAGCUCGUCGCCUGGUACGACAACGAGUGGGGUUACUCUCGCCGUGUUGUUGACCUCAUCGCCUACAUCGCCAAGGUCGAUUCCCAGUAG
Molecule: messenger RNA, 1014 nt
Organism: Aspergillus novofumigatus IBT 16806
Lineage: Eukaryota; Fungi; Ascomycota; Eurotiomycetes; Eurotiales; Aspergillaceae
Gene: gpdA
Product: glyceraldehyde 3-phosphate dehydrogenase GpdA
Exons: 7
Coding region: 1-1014 (337 amino acids)
Biological process (GO): glucose metabolic process
Molecular function (GO): NAD binding; oxidoreductase activity, acting on the aldehyde or oxo group of donors, NAD or NADP as acceptor; NADP binding
Source: RefSeq, a predicted model, not a curated record